Messenger RNA from Oncorhynchus mykiss (rainbow trout), 1547 nucleotides. Its product is annotated as protein MEMO1. The record is from RefSeq and is a predicted model, not a curated record. NCBI's taxonomy places the organism in Eukaryota, Metazoa, Chordata, Actinopteri, Salmoniformes, Salmonidae.
AAAUACAUUUAGUCGACGGUCUGCUUGGUGCGGUGAUGAAUCUACUGCCUACUGGGAUUAAUAUCUCCUAUGAACUGGAUCUCUGCUAAACCAGACGUUUUAGUUUUAGUCUAUUAUGAUGUACUGUUGCUACCAUCUAGCCCGAUUUAUGACAAACCAACAGUGACAUUUUGGCAAACAACAGACAAACUGCAUUGAGGGUUUUGUUCAUCCGUAACUAAAACCCUCGUUUUAAGAUCUUAUUUUGAAGUAAUGUUAGCCUGCUAUCAAACGCACACUUUUCUCAACAUGUCAACUUCGCCAUCUGGAUAACUAUUUUUGUAUUCUUUCUUUGUCUAGCCAACUUUUUGUUUUUAUUGGUGGAUUCUAUUUAGGUAGUUGUUUUUCUCCGAGUUUUUCAUGUAUGUUUAUUUCUACCGGACAUCUUACCAAGAUAGGCAGUUCGGGAGCUAAGAUGUCGAACCGAACCGUUUGCAGAGAAGCAAGUCACGCCGGCAGUUGGUACACUGCCUCAGGCUCCCAGCUGAAUACACAACUAGAAGGUUGGCUGUCUCAAGCACAAUCCACUGUCAGCCCUGCUAGAGCCAUCAUAGCACCCCAUGCAGGAUAUUCCUACUGUGGUGCUUGUGCUGCACACGCCUACAAACAAAUAGACCCUUCUGUCACUCGCAGGGUGUUCAUCUUGGGUCCGUCUCACCAUGUUCCUCUGUCCCGCUGUGCCCUGUCCUCUGCUGAGGUUUAUAAAACACCUCUCUACGACCUCAGGAUUGACCAGGAGGUCUAUGCUGACCUCUGGAAGACUGGGAUGUUUGAGAGGAUGAGUCUUCAGACAGACGAGGAGGAGCACAGCAUUGAAAUGCACCUGCCUUACACUGCUAAAGCCAUGGAGAGUCAUAAAGAUGAGCUCAGCAUUGUCCCGGUGCUGGUUGGAGCCCUCAGUGAGUCUAAAGAACAGGAUUAUGGGAAACUGCUGUUCAGGUAUCUGGCUGAUCCCUCCAACUUGUUCAUCAUCUCCUCUGACUUCUGCCACUGGGGCCAACGGUUCCGCUACACGUACUAUGACGAGGCUCAAGGAGAGAUCCACAGAUCCAUUGAACACCUUGAUAAGAUGGGUAUGGGCAUUAUAGAAACACUGGACCCCAUGUCCUUCAUCAACUACUUGAAGAAAUACCACAACACCAUCUGUGGCCGUCAUCCUAUUGGAGUGCUGCUAAACGCUGUGUCUGAGCUGAGGAAGAGUGGAACAGAGAUGAACUUCUCCUUCCUGAACUAUGCCCAGUCUUCCCAGUGCAGGAACUGGCAGGACAGCUCUGUUAGCUACGCAGCCGGGGCCCUCCUUGUACAUUGAUGUGGUUCACCUCGGACAUUCCCAAAUGGCACCCUCUUCCCUAUAUAGUACUUUUUUACCAGUGCCGAUAGUAGCCUUGUCCAAGCCAGAAAGGCUCCUCCUCUCCUCACCCCUCUCCUCACCCUCCUCCUCUCCUCACCAUCCUCCUCACCCUACUCCUCUCCUCACCCCUCUCCUCACCCUCCUCCUCUCCUCACCA